Messenger RNA from Vidua macroura (Pin-tailed whydah), 1163 nucleotides. Its product is annotated as cAMP-dependent protein kinase inhibitor beta-like. Gene Ontology annotation, cellular component: cytoplasm; nucleus. Gene Ontology annotation, molecular function: cAMP-dependent protein kinase inhibitor activity. The record is from RefSeq and is a predicted model, not a curated record. Gene Ontology annotation, biological process: negative regulation of cAMP-dependent protein kinase activity. The transcript is spliced from 5 exons. The coding region runs from base 618 to 845 and encodes 75 amino acids. NCBI's taxonomy places the organism in Eukaryota, Metazoa, Chordata, Aves, Passeriformes, Viduidae.
GCGGCGCUGGGCGGGCGGCGGCGGCGGCGGCUCGGCCCCGGGUGCCCCAGGGCCGCCUGGAGCCGGAGGCUUCCCUGCGGCUCCUGCCGAGCGCGGAGCAUCCUUCCCCCGGCAGCGGGGCUGGCACCGGCACCGGCACCGGCACCGGCGCUGACACCGGAAUCAGCAUCAACAGCGGCACCGGCAUCGCCCCCGGCACCGACAUCCCAUCGCCCCCGGCACCGGCAUCCCAUCGCCCCCGGCCCCGGCAGCAGCAUCACCUUCGGUGUCACCAUCACCAGCCUCGGCACCGGUACCGCGAUCGCUGCUGGCACCAGCUGUGCUCACCCCUCCCGUGCACACAGAGCCUGCGCCCAAGGACCUUGGCUCGUCCUCCCUGCAGUGAUUCCCAGCAGGGAUUCCCAGUGACUCCCAGUGACUCCCAGUGACUCCCAGGGAUUCCCAGUGACUCCCAGUGACUCCCAGCACUGAUUGCCAGCAGGAAUUCCCAGCGGAACACCGGUCAGAGCCCAAGGGGGCCCAGCCAGGACGGAUCCCUGUCCCCCGUGGUGUCCGUCCCUCACCUGGGCACGGGGCAGACGCGGUGCCAGGCCAGGCUGGAGGGUGCCCGGGUUAGCAUGACCGAGGUGGAACCCGUGCUGGACUUCGCAUCCUCCGGCAGGACGGGCCGGCGCAAUGCCCUGCCCGACAUCCUGGGCUCGCCCGCCGGCGUCAGCCCCGCCGACCUGCCCCUCAAACUGGCCGAGAUGUCCCUGAGCGCAGGCAGUGCCCAGGACAUGCAGUCGCCCUCAGCGGAGGUGCCCUCCCCGCAGCCCCCCAGCCCCGAGCUGAAGGACACGUCCUAACCCCGCCCGGGGGGACAUUUGUGACCGGCGGAGGAAGGAGGAGGCUGUGGAGGACCAGCCCAGCUUUCCUGGCACAGCCGGAGUCCGCUGGGAUUUCCUCGGUGCUGCCGCAGCGAGACCCUGGAGCGUCCCCCCGGCCAUGGGGGAGCGGCGCGUGGCGGGGACACGGAGGGGACAUGGAGGGGACCUGCCGUGACCGAGGGGCGAUUCCCACCCACGCCCUGGGCCAGGACUCGCGGGGGGAGGGGAUGUUUUGGCCUCCCCGGGGGGAGGAAUAUUUUUCUUCUGGGGCAUUUGGCGGAGCCGAGCGCGGGGGGG